AUGGCUCACAGUGAACUCCCGGCGGUUGAGCAGCAACAGCAUAUGUACGAGUCGUUGUGCCGCUACUUUGACGAGCAUGAGAACGAAGUAAUCGAAAUCGAGGUUCUUCCUUCAGCAAUCGAGCCUACAGAUGGAGCCCUGAUGCAGGAUGGCUUAAGCUUGGGCAUACCAAAGAAGACCCUUACUCUGGCGUUUCUGGCAGCACGGCAGGCAUUCUUCGACAACAAAGACAACAGUCCAAUUGAUCCAAAGGCCCUCCAAGCCACCAAAGUCAUGCUACUGUUUGACCCAGAGCUUAUUACGGCUGCAAACUUCCGCAAGCGCAGACUGCUAGCAAUGAGGGACGUAGAAGAUGUGCUCACAUGCCAGAGAGCACUCAUGUCAGAGCUUUGCUUCCUCGACAGCAUCCUCACUUCCCCCUUGCAUCGACAGACCAAAUCGCCAACUCUUUGGUGGCAUCGCUCAUGGUUGCUGCAACUCGUUGUCCGUGUGGAAUUGAAAAGUGCUUCGGGCAAGCGCAUCGCAACCAUCAUUUCUGCUGGGCUCGAAUCCGUAUGCAAAUCUGGAGAGCGACACCCCAAGAACUACUUCGCCUGGCAAUACGCUCGCUGGAUGAUAGUGGCAGUAAGCCGUGUGCUCGCGGCCUUGGAUGCACAUAUCGCUUUUGACUGUGUAGUGUCUGCGUUCUCCGACCGAGUGUGUAAUUGGUGUUUGAAGCACCCCAGCGAUAUCUCAGGCUGGUUGUUCCUCCUCUUUCUUCUCGCGCGACUUGAUCCGGUCGACGAACGAGACGAAAUAGUGGAGAAGGUCUUGCAGUACGCCGCGAAAGUGAGAUCCGAGAAUGAAUCGCUCUGGGUCUUCAUUCGCAAUGCGCUUGCGAAUCCCACGCUGUUGGAGGACCGUGACGCUCGCAUCGAGACACUCGAAGAAUGUCUCGAAGAUGCGAAGACAACACAACAAGACUCGGCAUACCUAGAGUAUGUCGAGCAAAGUCUGCGCUGGAUUCGCACCUCUGGCAAGUCGAAAUCUCGUCCCUGA
This is a messenger RNA of Didymella exigua CBS 183.55, 1038 nucleotides long. RefSeq names its product protein prenylyltransferase. The record is from RefSeq and is a predicted model, not a curated record. The transcript is spliced from 2 exons. Gene Ontology annotation, biological process: protein prenylation. Gene Ontology annotation, molecular function: protein prenyltransferase activity. Gene Ontology annotation, cellular component: cytoplasm. Bases 1 to 1038 code for a protein of 345 amino acids. Lineage: Eukaryota; Fungi; Ascomycota; Dothideomycetes; Pleosporales; Didymellaceae.